GCCUUUUUGUUAUUAGUCCUGGUCAGUAUUAAUUCAGUGGUAUUUUUGUAUUUGUCUUGGUGUGUUAUAUUGGUGUUGGUCUAUAUUGUAUUACAUAUUUCUGCAACCGUUCUAUUAUUAGUCCUGUCGUUAAACAAAGAUAGUGCUUGAUAAUUAUACGGAAGUCUAUAUCCUGUUCUAUAUUGUAUUACAUAUUUCUGCAGAAAACAACAAUUCUUUCACUGGAACUUAAUUAAGUACCAAUAAGUAAUAUAUUAAUUUUUGUCAAUUUAUUGCCUAGGUAGCCUCUGGUUUUGUACAACCUCAAAUUUUUAUCUCAAUUGGCCCGAAAAAUUUUUUAUUUUAUUUUUCUAUUUAGGUGGCAAAAAUUCCCGUUGCUAUAUUGUAAGACUGCCAGCCUUUCCAAAGAAUUUUUACCAAAUGAUUAUUGCUCGUUGUUGGCUGGAAAAAUUAUUUAAAUGUGUUUAUGGAUGUGCCUAUUUUGAUAGAAAUAUAUUUAAUCCAGAAAUGAUCGAUAUUUUAUUCGAUAACGACAAAGCAAUUCCUCUUAAAUUUCAACUUAAAGAAGCAAAUUUAUAUGCUAAUAAUGAAAUAUUUGAAAAUGUAUUGAUAUUUUCUUUAAAUCAUUUAUCAGUCUCUGAAUUCCUCAGUAUUGACUUUAAAGAUGUUAACAUUACAGUGGAACAUACAAAUAUUUUAUUAAAUAUUUUAAUAAAAGGAGGAAAUAAAUUCCCAAAAAUUCGUUUUGAAUUUUUCAAAUUAGGAAAGCUUUAUGAUCUUCUAAUAAAAUAUAUAACAUCUAAAGACUGUUCAAAAAUAGUGCCUCAUAUUUGUUUGGGUUAUACUAAACCGAGAAAUCUUAAAUUAAAUGAAAUAGCAGAAGAAGUUAAAAAAUCAAAUGAUUCGAAAUCUACCACUUAUCUAAUUAAAAAUAUUCACAAUCCAAAAACGAAAUUUUAUUUGGUUUUUAAAGAAAAGGAAAAAGUUGGAGAUAGUCAUACUUUAAGAAUAAUAAAAGAAUAA
Molecule: messenger RNA, 1023 nt
Organism: Meloidogyne enterolobii
Lineage: Eukaryota; Metazoa; Nematoda; Chromadorea; Rhabditida; Meloidogynidae
Source: the annotation of a GenBank genome assembly